Drosophila novamexicana is the source of this 1566-nucleotide messenger RNA. It is a transcript of the gene hdm, whose product is annotated as protein hold'em. Gene Ontology annotation, molecular function: single-stranded DNA binding; single-stranded DNA 3'-5' DNA exonuclease activity. The record is from RefSeq and is a predicted model, not a curated record. The transcript is spliced from 3 exons. Lineage: Eukaryota; Metazoa; Arthropoda; Insecta; Diptera; Drosophilidae. Bases 15 to 1508 code for a protein of 497 amino acids. Gene Ontology annotation, biological process: resolution of meiotic recombination intermediates.
UUUGCUGAUUGGCCAUGUCUGAGUCUGGCUAUCGAAGCAGGCAUACCCUGCACCUGGCCGAGAUGCGGCCCCACAUGACGAGCUUCGCCUGCGUGGCGCUGAUCAUUGCCAAGUCGGAGCCGAAUGUGUUUCUGGACAAGCUGAGCAGCGAGCAACGCGGCGUGAUUUGCUUCACGUUGCGCGACACCCGGAUGCACAUUGCCAACUGCAAGUGCUGGGGCAGCAAGGCCAGCGUGGAGGAGUACACGGCCAUGCUGCAAAUAGGCGACGUGGUGGACAUUGUGGGCGCCAAGGUGAUGGCCAUAACGCCGCCCAACAUGCCCGGACUCAGUGAGCAGCAGCAACAGCAGCGCUAUCAGCCACGCGGCACGCUGUCCUGUGCGCUGGUCGUCAACGAAGGACAGGGCUAUCUGGUGAAGCACAACGGCGACGAUGCGUCAAUUGUGCAGCCCCUGCGCCAGCUCAUCCAUGUGCCGCACAAGCCGCUGAGCAGCGCUCUCAAGCUGGCGGAUGUGCGCUGUGCCGCGCCAGGCGCCGAACAGCGGCCUGCUGUAUACGUGGAUCUGCUUGUCGUCGUGGCCGCGGUGCGUCCGGUGCGUGAGCUGAAGCGCAAGCUGGCGGCAGGAGUUGGCAAUGCGGCACGGCUGCUGCACUGCCUCGAGCUGGUGGUGAUCGAUACCAGCUGUGCCGACGGCAUGGUAUUCACGAUCUGGCACCCGGACUGGAUACGUCGCGCGCAGUAUUGGCAGCCGCGCAAGACGCUGCUGCACCUGAUCGAUGUGCGGCUCUCGCAUUCCCAGUUCUAUGGCUGUCCAGUGCUCAGCCUCGCCAGCUGCACGCUCAUCUAUGAGCAGCCGCUGCCGCAGAGCGCCGAGUGCCAGGCGCUGCUCUUAUUCGCCGCCAGCACGCCGCUCCAGACAUAUGAUAUAUUCGCGCAAACGGACCUGGAGCAGCUGCCAGCGGCCGAGCACAUCCAGACGCAGAUGAGCGUGCGGCAGAUCUAUGCGCGCACCGAGGGCGAGCUGCAGGAUGCCACCAGCGAGCACUUUACGGCCGUGCUCUAUGCCCUGGUCACCAAGUUCGAUCUGGACGGCCUGGCUGCCAGCAUCAGCAAGAAAUGCAAGGCGUGCAACAGGCUCAUCCCGAACAGUCGCAGCGACUGCGACAAUGAGAGCUGCCUGCUGGAGUUCUCGUUGGGCCACAGCGGCGCACGUUUCGAGCACUUCUUCAACAUCAACAUACAUCUGUCCGACCAGACGGGCACGCUGCUCGAGACGCGUCUCAGCGGCGGCGUCGCGGAGCAUUUGCUGGGCCUCAAGGCGGACGCCUUUCCGCAGCUGCCCGAGCCCAAGAAGACGCAGCUCAAGUGGCGCUUCCUCUUGAAAUACUUUGAGGUCAAACUGCUGGUGAGGAAACCAGCGGCAAUGCGCAAGAAUCUGGCUGUUAUCGUGGUGGACAUGCAGCUCAUUUCGCUGGCAAGGCUCAUUGAGAAGAUAAGCGUUUUUUAAAGCGCAGCUAGGGCUAUUUAUCAAAGCUAACUUGGGCUUGAAGCUUGAAUUUAAAGAA